AUGGCAACCUCUUGUAUCAUUUCUUUGGCUCUAGUUUUCUUCUUUCAUCCUCUUAUCAUUCUCUCCACUGCCCAGCCCAGCUUCGUUUAUUACAAUUGUUCACUUGGCAAAGAAACCUACAUAAAGCCAAGUGCCUAUUACGCCAACCUCAAUGCUCUUCUUUCUAAUUUCACUCUCGACACAGUAAUUGACUAUGGCUUCUACAGUUCUUCCUUCGGCCAAAGCCCUGAUAAAGUUCACGCACAAGGGCUUUGCCGAGGUGAUGAGGAGCCAUUUUCUUGCCGGAAAUGCCUCAACGAUGCCAAAACCCUUCUUCCAAAGCUGUGUCCAUAUCAGAAGGAUGCUUUUGGAUACUAUGACUUCUGCACUUUUCAAUACUCAAGUCGUUCCUUGUUGGGGAUAUAUCGGUUUCCUGAUUUUUCGCACAAUUUUAACAAUCCACAAGAUGCAGAAGACGCAGAACAUUACACAAUUGCGCUUAAUGAUCUGAUGCGAAGUCUGAAAAGCAAAGCUGCUUCUGGAGACUCUACUUUUAAGUUCCAUGCGGGAUACAAAAUAAUAGGUGAUGAGUCUGAGACUACUGUGUAUGGUCUUGCUCAGUGUUCGCCGGAUUUGUCUAGAAGAGAUUGUGACGCUUGCUUAGGGAACGCUAUCUCAAAAAUCCCAGAUUGUUGUGAGAACAAGAUUGGUCGUAGGGUUAUAAAAUUCAGUUGCAAUCUUCGAUUUGAGAGGGUCCACUUCUAUGAUGAUUAA
Neltuma alba is the source of this 753-nucleotide messenger RNA. RefSeq names its product cysteine-rich repeat secretory protein 38-like. The transcript has a single exon. The record is from RefSeq and is a predicted model, not a curated record. NCBI's taxonomy places the organism in Eukaryota, Viridiplantae, Streptophyta, Magnoliopsida, Fabales, Fabaceae. Bases 1 to 753 code for a protein of 250 amino acids.